This is a messenger RNA of Oncorhynchus mykiss (rainbow trout), 1798 nucleotides long. Its product is annotated as rhombotin-1. NCBI's taxonomy places the organism in Eukaryota, Metazoa, Chordata, Actinopteri, Salmoniformes, Salmonidae. Gene Ontology annotation, cellular component: nucleus. The record is from RefSeq and is a predicted model, not a curated record. Gene Ontology annotation, biological process: positive regulation of transcription by RNA polymerase II. Gene Ontology annotation, molecular function: DNA-binding transcription factor binding; transcription coactivator activity.
AGUUCCCUUGCCCUAGGGGUAAUUAGUGUCCUUGGAGUUAAAUAAGCUAAUACUUAGACACCUCUGGCACAAGCAAUUAUGUUUGUGUAUUGAAUAAUUGAUUCAAAGAGGGGGGAAGGGCUGCUAAUCAGAUCUGAGCAUAAUGAAUUGAUUUAAUUAACAGGGGAAUCUGAGGGUCUCUGGGAACUGCGCGCACUUAUUCCGUAGCAGGAGCGGGCGCAGCACAUAAAUUGGAGAGAAAGGCAGUGUGAGUAUGCUUUUAGCAGUUGUCAGGUCUGGAAUUGGAUUUCUUGAAUAUAGUUACAGUUUCGGAGCAAAUGAGAACGGGGAGAGAAUUUCACAGCGCGGAGGGCUCUGUCGUCUAGUCUAAGCGUUUGAUACGAGUACAGUUAGAUUCAGGAGAUUUUACUGCUUUCCAUUCUUUGUUUGCGUAUGGAAUUUACGAAGACCAACCAACAUUGUUUUACGGGUGUAAAUUGCAGUUUAGUCCGGAGAGGCAAUUUUCUGUGUUUAGUAAGAGUAAACUGAGCGCGGACACUUUCUUUCACGAUACAUUAUAUUAUCAAUUGCCUAGAAUAACAUUCAAACCCGCGUUCAUGUUACAAAGGUUUCCGUUACUAACGCAGAUACAAGCCAAGCGUUCGUGAAUUUUCAGCUUGCUGAACACAUAAGGACGAUUCGGUCGCUGUUUCAAAGCUCAUUUCUAAGAGAAGCCUUGCGCACACCGACUAGUGAAGCCUGCUGGAGCCGAGAACGGAUCGUCUGGAGCCGGACUCCUCGUUCCUCAGGACGAUGGUGUUGGACAAGGAAGAGAGUGUGCCGAUGCUCUCCGUCCAGCCCAAAGGGAAACAGAAGGGGUGCGCUGGCUGCAAUCGCAAGAUUAAAGACCGCUACCUGCUCAAGGCCCUGGACAAAUACUGGCACGAGGACUGUCUGAAAUGUGCCUGCUGCGACUGUCGCCUGGGGGAGGUGGGCUCCACCCUCUACACGAAAGCCAACCUCAUCCUCUGUCGCAGGGACUACCUGAGGCUCUUUGGUACAACAGGGAACUGCGCUGCCUGCAGUAAACUGAUCCCAGCCUUUGAAAUGGUGAUGAGAGCCAGAGAUAAUGUUUACCAUUUGGACUGUUUUGCCUGUCAGCUUUGUAACCAGAGGUUUUGUGUGGGGGACAAGUUUUUCCUUAAGAACAACAUGAUUCUGUGUCAGAUGGACUAUGAGGAGGGCCAGCUGAACGGCAGCUUUGAGACGCAGGUUCAAUAGCCGGGCCCAGUGGCAGCGACCAGGAACCCUCGGCCCGCCGCACUUACACAUGAUGCCAUGGAUGUUCUGCUGCACUUGGAAAGAGGAGCGUCUGUCUGCUUGCCUGCAGUACUUUUUAAAUAGCCCUUUAUCAGUCCAUAAGGACUCUAUUGUAAAUGUACUACUUUUUGCCCCUCCCCUUCCCAUCCUUGCCCCUCCCCUUCCCACCCCAACACUGAGCAGUUACAAGUUUUGAUGUACAGUUGUGCCUGCUUAGCUGAGCACUGUAUUGCUUGUAUGUUUUUGUGACGUUUGUUUUGGGUUUGUUUAUUCUUUUCCCCUUUCGGGAACGUUUCCUUGGAGGGUAUGUACAGUCUGUUUUCUCUGUAUAUAUAAACUGGAACAUUUAUUUUAUGAAAUGUAAUGCAAUUUUAUUACUAGUGUGAAUUAAAGAUUCUUAAAUGUUCAUAGUGAGUUUUUUUGUCCGUAUACCAAAACCAAAGUUGUUUGAGGAGGCUGGCCCAUGUGUUGAUAUAUCAUCAUCUCAAACCACAGAGCU